AUUAAAAUCGUAAAAAAUUUCGAAAAUAUGUCGCUUUACGGGAUGCUGCAGUACCAGUGAGGUACUGCGACUCUUCAUUUUUACUCAACAAAAAGUUGAGGCAGAACAUGAGAAUAUUGCCCAUUAAGCAUUUGGCAUCCAUCAGCGCCUGCGCUUGAGAAAGUCAUUGUGACACAAGAAGCGAUAGGAUGCAGGUUCCUAGGUUGAAGGCUGUUGUUGUUGUUGUUGCAGCGGAUUCGUUGACCCCGUUUAGGGGCAGGUCAACUAAUCGAAGGCUGCUACUACCUUGUGGCUUGGCGCAGCCAUUCAAAUAUUGCGGGGUGGAGAUUGCACAUACAACUCAAAUGAGCCACCAACAAGUUCCAGGCUCUGUACGCCUGCUGGAGCUCACUACAGACAUACAUACGUUUGCGAGUGCCCGGCAGCAAUUGGUAUUUUGGUUGGUGGAAUUGUUUACUGGUUGGUUGGUUGGUUGGACUGCGCGGAGUUGAGAGUCUGUGCGCGCGCGCUCGAUACACAGUUGGCCGGUUUCAAGUAUCAAUAAAUAAUAGCGCCGGAAUUUGCUGAUCGUGAUGGGAGUUUAGAUUAUAUGUCUCAGAUACAAAUCUGUGAAUGCCACCAGCGAUGACCGAACGGCAGAGUAGCCAGCAGACCAGCGCAACACGACGACAACAACAACAACAACAAGAACGCAUUGAACGACAAUCAUCAGCGCUUUGGCAAUGUGGCCGGUCGUCGGUUGACGAUAAUGGUGUUCGAUUGCAAUUGUAUUGCUGAUAAGCAUUUCAUGGGUUGGGAGACUCGCCAACCGACCCUCCGAUCGGCUAACUAACAAUGCCGUUGCGCAAAGCGCGAUAAAUUUCGAAAAUUGCUGGCGUUAUUUAAAUUAAUUAUGUUUUUGCCGCGUAAUUGCAAAGCAGCGAAGGCGAGUAAUCUGCUGAGCAUUUGCACCCGAAAAAAUUAUGAUCGAGCAUUUCCACCAUUGCAACUCAUGCGAAAAGCUCAAAAGUAUUUAAGUUAAAAAAAGAACUUAAACUAAAGUCUGAUUAAAAAAUAAUAGAUUUCAACGUAAAUAAAAAAUAAAAACCAACAACAAAAUGCUGCAACACACCGCCACAGACUUUUACGACUUGGCUGCCGCCAAUGCUGCCGUAUUGAGUGCGCGUCAAACGCCACCCUACAGUCCGACGGGCUUAAUCAGCGCUGGCGCCGGCCUUAGCAAUAAUAAUAACAACAAUACAAGCAAUAAUAAUUUGGAUAUGCUGGGACAUAACGGCAGUCUGGUGGGACCAAGCAUCGGUGGUCAUCUCGGCAAUGGUAAUGGUGGUAGUAAUGGACGUGAAACGUUGCCCAGUUUUGGUUUUACACAAGAGCAAGUGGCGUGCGUGUGUGAGGUACUCCAACAAGCUGGCAAUAUCGAAAGACUGGGCCGUUUCCUCUGGUCCUUACCGCAAUGUGAUAAACUGCAAUUGAACGAGUCCGUGCUUAAAGCGAAGGCCGUUGUUGCAUUCCAUCGUGGACAAUAUAAGGAAUUAUAUCGUCUACUUGAACAUCAUCAAUUCUCACCGCAUAAUCAUGCCAAAUUGCAGGCGCUCUGGCUGAAAGCGCAUUAUGUUGAAGCCGAAAAACUGCGCGGAAGACCCUUAGGUGCUGUUGGUAAAUAUCGUGUACGCCGCAAAUUUCCACUGCCACGCACAAUUUGGGAUGGUGAAGAGACGAGUUACUGCUUCAAGGAGAAAUCUCGUUCGGUUUUAAGAGACUGGUACGCACACAAUCCAUAUCCUUCUCCGCGUGAGAAACGUGAAUUAGCAGAGGCUACAGGACUGACAACCACACAGGUUUCCAAUUGGUUUAAGAAUCGCCGACAAAGAGAUCGUGCAGCCGAGCAUAAAGACGGCGCCUCGGACAAGCAACACUUGGAUUCCUCAAGUGAUUCGGAGAUGGAAAGCUCACUUUUGCAGCAAACCCAUAAUGUUGCCAAUAACAAUCAUCACCAUCAGCAGCAACAGCAGCAGCAACAACAAGUACACCAACAUCAAUCCCCACAUCACCAACAACAGCACCCCGCCACGCAUACACAAUCACAGCAUGCGCAACAAUUAUCGCCAACACCGACGCACAACAAUCACCAUCAUCAUCAUCACCAUCACCAUCAUGCGGCCGCUGCUGCUGCAGCAGCUGCUGCAGUCGCCGCACAACUGCCGCACACAUCACACCACGCGAGCUCAGCAACGAGUAUGGAACAAGCACAUCAUCAACACCCGCACAGUUUGAAUGCCACCCAGCUGGUUGGACUGUCACCCAACUCGGGCGGUAGUGGUGGUUCGAGUGGUGGUGGCGGUCUGACAACUGCGGCCGUUGCAGCAGCGGCUGCUGCUGCCGCCGCUGCAUCGUCGAGUAGUAAAAAUAGCAAUAAUGCUGCUGCAGCAGCUGCGGCCGCAGCGGCAGCUGGUCAAAUGGCGCCACUCUCAGUCGCAUAUCCGCACCUGCACAGCGUUAUGGGUUCAAUACCCAUUUAUGAUAUGAGUGAAUAUCAGCAUUUAUGAUUCUAGUUGGAAACGCCAGCAGAGUGGAUGGUCAAUGCAGCAGCAGCAGCAGCGGCGGCAGCGGUGGUGACCAACGAAACGGAUGUGACAGUGAUGGCAGCGAACAAGACACAGACGACAUCCGAAGCGACCGUGGCGGCGGCUAUGAGACAAGAAUUGCAACAAGCGGUGAAUUUAUACUAUUAACUGUUCAAAUAACAGUAUAAAGCAAAAGAAAUUGUGUUAUUUACACUACACGUGCGCCAUUGUAAAUUGAAAAUCUUAUGAGCAGAGGAAACAAAGCAACUGUCAAUGCUGAAUGUAAAACAGCAUGACACGGCUGCAAUGGAAAUAUUUGCCAAAUUGUUGGGCCGCACACCCUGUGUCCAUGCACAUUAGACGAAGAAUUUCGGUUUCUUAAUAAAUUAAGGCAUGAAAAAUGUUGGAAAUAUGUAUAAAAUACGUUAGCAAUAAAAUAGACGUGUGUGUAAUAUUAUUACAUAUGCCGUUAUUGCAUCUAUAGCAAACAAGCAUGCUUAUAAAAUAUUAUAAAUAUGUAUCUAUAGUCUGUAAAAUAUUUAAAAAGUAACGACAUAAAUUUAAGCGACAAGAAUUUUGAAUUAGCGAAAAGUUUAAAUCAAAAUAAAAAAACAUUAAAACUAUAUAAAUAUUAUAUG
Messenger RNA from Ceratitis capitata (Mediterranean fruit fly), 3202 nucleotides. RefSeq names its product protein sine oculis. Gene Ontology annotation, cellular component: transcription regulator complex; nucleus. The coding region runs from base 1098 to 2546 and encodes 482 amino acids. Gene Ontology annotation, molecular function: RNA polymerase II cis-regulatory region sequence-specific DNA binding; DNA-binding transcription factor activity, RNA polymerase II-specific. The record is from RefSeq and is a predicted model, not a curated record. The transcript has 8 exons. Lineage: Eukaryota; Metazoa; Arthropoda; Insecta; Diptera; Tephritidae. Gene Ontology annotation, biological process: regulation of transcription by RNA polymerase II.